Molecule: messenger RNA, 921 nt
Organism: Maniola jurtina (meadow brown)
Lineage: Eukaryota; Metazoa; Arthropoda; Insecta; Lepidoptera; Nymphalidae
Exons: 4
Coding region: 1-921 (306 amino acids)
Source: RefSeq, a predicted model, not a curated record
AUGCCUUCUUCGCAUUCUAUCUUCUUCGCCUUUGGUUUUAUCAUCGGUCUUCGGUCUUCAUCUUCAGCCCUCGAUCUUCGGUCUUCAUCUCCAGCCCUCGGUCUUCGGUCUUCAUCAUCGGUCUUCGGUCUUCAUCCCCAGCCCUCGGUCUUCGGUCUUCAUCACCGCUCUUCGAUCUUCAUCUUCAUCUUCAUCAUCGGUCAUCGGUCUUCAUCAUCGGUCUUCAGUCUUUAUCUCCAGCCCUCGUUCUUUGGUCUUCAUCAUCGGUCUUCGGUCUUCAUCGCCAACUCUCGGUCUUCAUCAUCGGUCUUAGAUCUUCAUCUUCAUCAUCGGUCAUCGAUCUUCAGUCUUCAUCUUCACCAUCGCCCUAGGUCUCCAUUUUUCAUCAUUGUCUUCGUUCUUCAUUCUUCAUCUUCGCCCUCGGUCUUCAUUCUUCAUCUUCGCCCUCAGUCUUCUUUCUUCAUCUUCGCCCUCGGUCUUCAUUCUUCAUCUUCGCCCUCGGUCUUCAUUCUUCAUCUUUGCCCUCGGUCUUCAUUCUUCAUCUUUGCCCUCGGUCUUCAGUCUUCUUCUUCGCCCUCGGUGUUCAUUCUUCAUCUUCACCCUCGGACUUCAUUCUUCAUCUUCGCCCUCGGUCUUCAUUCUUUAUCUUCGCCCUCGGUCUUCAUUCUUCAUCUUCGCCCUCGGUUUUCAUUCUUCAUCUUCGCCCUCGGUCUUCUUUCUUCAUCUUCGCCCUCGGUCUUCAUUCUUCAUCUUCGCCCUCGGUCUUCAUUCUUCAUCUUCGCCCUCGGUCUUCAUUCUUUAUCUUCGCCCUCGGUCUCCAUUCUACAUCUUUGCCCUCGGUCUUCAUUCUUCAUCUUCGCACUCGGUCUCUAUUCUUCAUUUUUACCCUCGGUAGGUAUUCGGUCUUCAUCUUCGUCUUAA